Messenger RNA from Fusarium pseudograminearum CS3096, 1629 nucleotides. RefSeq lists its product as uncharacterized. Gene Ontology annotation, biological process: arachidonate metabolic process. Lineage: Eukaryota; Fungi; Ascomycota; Sordariomycetes; Hypocreales; Nectriaceae. Bases 1 to 1629 code for a protein of 542 amino acids. The transcript has 4 exons. The record is from RefSeq and is a predicted model, not a curated record. Gene Ontology annotation, cellular component: membrane.
AUGGCCACUCCGAGUUCCAGUACUCCUCGCACUUUACUGCCAGAGGCCAGUGAGUCAGGCAGUGUUGAUAUUGACCCUUCAAUUCCUAUUCGAGGACCUGAGCAUAUUUCGGAUGAUGAAGGACACUGGGCCAAAAAGACAAUCUUGACAUUCGAUGGAGGUGGUAUCCGUGGCUACGCAAGUCUUCUAGUACUCAAGCGCAUUAUGACUACGAUACGUACACUGGAGCGUCAACACGAAGACCCGGCUCCCAGCAGCAGCUACUACUCGUGGAUGAGACCGUCCAAUCAACGUACCACUGAAGCAAAUGCCGAUUCAGAUCGUGUUGAUGAAUACCUUCCGUGUCACUAUUUUGACUAUAUAGCAGGAACUUCAACGGGCGGUUUGAGUGCCAUCAUGCUGGGAAGGCUACGUUUCUCGGUUGAUGAAGCGUUGGACACAUAUAAGUCGUUCGGAAACGCCGUCUUUGGCAAGCCUAGAUGGUUUCAUGUGCGGUCAAUUCUCUGGUACCCGCGAACAAAGUUUUCUUGUCGGAAAACCCGCGAGGCAUUUCAAGAUGCAAUCAAGAAAGCGUUAAAGCGAGACCAUGAUCCAGCUAUUGGACAUACAAGAGAUCGCCUUCCUCAAAGGGCAGAUAUCGAGCCACUAAAGUACAGGGAAGAUCGAACCCGCACUAUUGCCGUUUCAUUCGUUACAAAGAAGCAAGGCGGUGUUAGUAAACAGUUCUUAUGGAGGAGUUACGACCACUAUUGGAGUCCCAGGUCAAAUGACUCCCCCUCCUGGACCCCACCUAAUACAGGUCCCGCUCAUACAACAGCAAUUUGGGAGGUGGCUCGCGCUACAACUGCGGCACCAGUAUACUUUGGGUCCAUCGAGAUUGGAGAAAGCGAUUUUCGCGACGGGGGUAUGGUAGCAAACAACCCCUCGUUAGCCACCCUUCGAGAGAUCGAUGGUCUUCAUGGCCACCCAGACUUUUUCGUCAGCAUUGGAACCGGCUUAAAGGUUACAGAUGACACACCUAAUGCAACGUCAGAGGUAGCAAGUGGUAACACGAGAACCUCUAGAAGGGCGAAAACAAUAGAUGAUGUCAGAAACAAGCAGUUUCUGAGAAAGCAUGUUGAACUGUUGGGAGACUGGAAGAAAUUUAUGGUGGACUGUGAGGGCGAAAAUGGAACGAAUGGCUGGCUAAAAGAAUGUGAAUAUGUUGGCCUCACUGAGAAGGAUAGGUACAGACUCAACGUCGAAGGUGACCUCCAUACCAUUCCACUUGACGACUGGCGGCCUUCUGAAACAGGCGAAAGUACUCUCAGGUUUAUACAGGAGCAGACCGAAGCAUAUCUCAACAAAACGACAGUGAUUCGCGACAUUGACAAUAUUGCGAACAGACUAGUGGAUAUGAGACGCCAACGUGCUGCGACGGAGCAAUGGGAACGGUUUGCUGUGGACGUAACGUAUCGCUGUGAUAAUUGCGAAAAAAAGGAGUACGAUACUCGUGCUAAGCUGCGGGAGCAUUUACAAAAGGGUAUUAAGCACAGAAGGGAGAAGGUUGUUGAUGGAAAGGAGCUUGAGUUGCGACUUAAUGCCAUGAGGACAAUUCAUUGGAUCAGGCAGGGGUCUUCGGAGGCUUAA